This is a messenger RNA of Exophiala spinifera, 2238 nucleotides long. RefSeq lists its product as uncharacterized. Gene Ontology annotation, cellular component: nucleus. Bases 1 to 2238 code for a protein of 745 amino acids. The transcript is spliced from 3 exons. The record is from RefSeq and is a predicted model, not a curated record. Gene Ontology annotation, biological process: mRNA splicing, via spliceosome. Gene Ontology annotation, molecular function: RNA lariat debranching enzyme activity. Lineage: Eukaryota; Fungi; Ascomycota; Eurotiomycetes; Chaetothyriales; Herpotrichiellaceae.
AUGGCGGAGACAGAUGUCAGAGUCGCUAUAGAGGGCUGCGGACACGGGACGCUUCAUGCAAUCUAUGCUUCGAUACAAGAAGCUUGCCGUGUGAAAGGGUGGGAUGGUGUUGAUUUACUCAUCAUAGGUGGAGACUUCCAAGCUGUCAGAAAUCAGCAUGAUCUGAAUGUCACCUCGAUGCCUCAAAAAUACCGCAAGAUGGCCGACUUUCACGAGUAUUAUAGUGGAGCUAGAACCGCACCAUACUUGACUAUCUUCAUUGGCGGCAAUCACGAAGCAAGCAAUCAUCUGUUCGAGCUCUACUAUGGAGGAUGGGUGGCCCCCAACAUUUACUAUCUUGGAGCUGCCAAUGUUAUUCGCCUGGGUCCAUUGCGUAUUGCCGGCCUCACCGGAAUUUGGAAAGGAUACGACUACCGCAAGCCUCACUUCGAAAGACUUCCUUACAAUCGAGAGGAGACUGGAAGCAUAUACCAUGUGCGAGAAAUUGACGUCAGAAAGCUGUUGGCUCUUCGAUCCCAGGUCGAUAUAGGCCUAUCGCAUGACUGGCCCCAAGGCAUUGAGAUGCACGGUGAUUACCAGUGGCUUUUCAGAAAUAAGAAGGGCUUCGGUGAAGACUCGAGAAAUGGCAGACUGGGCAGCGUUGCAGCCAGACAGUGCUUGGACCGGUUGCGACCACCACAUUGGUUCUCGGCGCAUCUUCACACUAAAUUCGCGGCUAUCCUCAAUCAUGAAGAAGACUCGAUUAGCAGGGUGACAGACACUAACGGAAGUGCCCAUCGAGGACCUCUCGCGCAGGAUCGUACGCAGGUGUCCGCCUGGCAAGGCUUUCAUGCUGCCGCCGAGACCGCUGCCGCCAAGGAGAAGGAAGAUCUUCUGCAACAGAUCGACAACCGAAAACUCUCAAUGGAGAAGCACAGCGCUGCUAGUGCUCCUCAGUACACUUUUGAGGAGACGUUCAAUGAAGUCGCCGAGGACGGCCUCGAUCGCAAGAUUAUCUCGACUACACACCAUCAACACAGCCCCGACCUUGAUGAAACGAGCAGGCCAAUCUUCAAUCUUGACGGAUGUGGAUUUUCAAGGCCGACCAAGCGCCAAAGACUUGAAAACGCUUCCGACGAAGAGAUUAUGCAUCCACAAGGCUCUACUUCUACAAGCAUACAAACUCCAGGUGACCAAGAUAGCAGAAGCAGAGACACCACAAUGGGCAAUUCGAGUACUGUCAUCGGCAACCCUGACGCUAUCGACAUCGACAUGAGCGACGAUGAUGAGUCCGUAGCUGGCGGCGUGAGGCUAAAUCAGCAAGCAUCCUUCACAUCAAGCGCGAGACAGGAUAACGAUGCACUUCAAGCCCCUACUGACCCACCAACUACCGCUAAAGACCCACAACAAGCAGCCUCUUAUGCAGUGGACGAGAAACCCGUGUCACCUUCGGCCCCUACAACUUCUGAUAGUGUUCAUACAAUAUCCACACAAUCAGCGACAGUGGUGCCGUCAGAAAAUGAGGUGUCGGAGGAGAUGCGAGCUCAGCUUGCCGCGCUAUCUAGCAACUUCACACAAGAAGAAAAGGUCGAAGUUUCUCCACGACUGCCAUUCCCAGAAGACAUCUUCAACAAAAAGACCGAGUUCCUUGCCUUGGGCAAAUGUGAACCGUUCCAGGAAUUUCUCCAGCUCAUGGAGAUCAAGUCCACGACCGCGCCUGGCGAAGCUAUCACAAGACCCCUGAAAUUGUCCUACGACCCGGAAUGGCUCGCAAUCCUGCGCGUUUUUGCUCCAGAGCUCCAGCUCGGCGUUAACCCAAGUGACAGGGUGCCUGUUCACCGUGGAGAUACGUACUAUCGUGACAGGAUCGUCGAAGAAGCAAAGUGGAUCCAAAAGCAGGUUGUCGACGCAGGCAAGUUGGAGGUCCCUGAGAACUUCAGUAUUACCGCACCGGUCUACGACCCAGGUCUCGAAGUCGGGCCCAAUGAAAUGCCCCGCGAAUUGACAAAUCCUCAAACCAGUUCGUUCUGUCAGCUGAUUGGCAUUGAGAACAAAUUCGACAUAAGUGAAGAAGAGAGAGAGUUCAGAAUGCAACAAGGUCCCAGGGCCGAGAGCGCACAAUCCGUUGCGUAUCACGGUCGAGGUCGCGGCGGCGGCGGGGGUCGCGGUCGUGGCGGCUCGCGCGGUGGCGGCGGCGCCGGUGGUCGGGGACGUGGUGGCUUCCGCGGCGGUAGAGGAAGAGGCCGGGGCGGUUGGUAA